AUGUUGAAGACUUAUGAAUUAUUGUUUCUCUGGGCGUCCACGAACAUUCACUCGACAUCUGUGCUGCAAUCCAGUCUCAUAACAAUGUUUUCUCGUACACAGGUGGUACCUCUAGAUUGGUGGCCCGUUAGUAGAGACUGUCUCGCUUACGGUGUCACGGUUGCAAUUUUAAUAUGCAUUAUACACGACGAACGGGUGGAAUGGUACGAAGCGUUAACGUUGGUGCUCUUGUACAUUGUUUAUAUCGCCGUGAUGUAUUGGGAUAAAUCGUUCCAGCGGUGUACGAGAUUCCGUACGAACGACGAUCAGAUAUCCUCGGACAGCCGACGAGUUACGACAGACGCUAGCGAUAUUCACUUACCGAGACCGGAUAAAUUGCAAUCGCCCGUGGAUCGUGUCGAGCCAAUAGCCACCAUUGACGUGCCGCUGCAAAACGGCGGAACGAAGACGCAGGAGGAGAAUCCGGAUCCUAAUUACGAGUACGAGCUGUUGGUGUGGCCGGCGCGCGCCGGGUGGUUAAGGAAGACCGCUUGGGUCACAACAUGGCCUAUUCAUUUGAUAUUCAUGUGCACAAUCCCCGAUUGCGAGAAACCCAGAUUCAAGAACUGGUUUCCCGUCACGUUUCUGAUGUGCAUCAUUUGGAUCGGGUCGCUCAGCUACGUGGUAGCGUGGAUGAUCACUAUAAUCGGCGACACACUCAAGAUCCCAGAUUCCGUAAUGGGUAUAACCUUCCUCGCAGCGGGAACCAGUGUGCCCGAAGCCGUGUCGAGCGUGAUCGUCGCGAAGCAAGGAUCGAACACGUUCGACAUACUGCUGUGUCUCGGAUUACCGUGGCUGAUCAAGUCGUCCUUUUCGCCCACGCAGCCCGGGAGGCACUACAUCAGUAUAAAUUCCGGCGGGCUGGAAUACAGCGCGAUAUCGUUACUGUCGACGCUGAUGCUGCUGUACAUCGCGUUCGCUUCCAACAAGUUCCAGCUCGAUACAAAAGUAGGCCGUGCCUGUCUGUGCAUGUACGCCGUGUUCCUUAUACUGGCGUCGCUGAUCGAGCUCAACGUAUUCUUCAUGGUAAAUCUACCCACCUGCCAAAGGACGGUGAAAUGA
Molecule: messenger RNA, 1101 nt
Organism: Dinoponera quadriceps
Lineage: Eukaryota; Metazoa; Arthropoda; Insecta; Hymenoptera; Formicidae
Product: sodium/potassium/calcium exchanger 3-like
Exons: 5
Coding region: 1-1101 (366 amino acids)
Biological process (GO): calcium ion transmembrane transport; intracellular calcium ion homeostasis
Cellular component (GO): membrane
Molecular function (GO): calcium channel activity; calcium, potassium:sodium antiporter activity
Source: RefSeq, a predicted model, not a curated record